CGUCAAAACACAACACCCGCCUUCCCCACGCAUGCGCAGCAGAUGGGCGCCGGCCCCGAGGGCGGGGCUCAGCGCACCGGCCGAAACGCGGCCCCUCCCCCGCCGCUCCAGACCCGGGAGGAGGGCAGCGCGACCCUCCCAUCUUGUUACUGGCGGGCAAGGCCCCCGAUCACGUGAUACCGCCCCCCCAACUCCGGGCGGAAGAGGCCAGCGACAGCGCUGCACGAAGCGAGUGGGCGGGCGCUCGUGCCCGGCUAAAAGAUGGCUGCUGCCGCCGGGCGGCCACCGCCUGGGAGGUUACUGUAAGGCCCGCAGCUCCCGCCAGCUCCCGCGGACUGCUGCCGCCUCCUUACCAUGAAGCCAGUAAGUCGUCGCACGCUGGACUGGAUUUAUUCAGUGUUGCUGCUUGCCAUCGUUUUAAUCUCCUGGGGCUGCAUCAUCUAUGCUUCAAUGGUGUCUGCAAGACGACUGCUAAGGAAGAAAUACCCAGACAAAAUCUUUGGGACGAAUGAAAAUUUGUAACUCCUCUGGAUUUAAUUCUCUGAAAAUACAGUUCUUUCCCUCAUGCUUAUGUAGAUUUAAAAAUAAAAUUCAUAAUGCAAAGUU
Symphalangus syndactylus (siamang) is the source of this 606-nucleotide messenger RNA. It is a transcript of the gene TZMP1, whose product is annotated as transition zone microprotein 1. The record is from RefSeq and is a predicted model, not a curated record. Lineage: Eukaryota; Metazoa; Chordata; Mammalia; Primates; Hylobatidae.